GCUUUUCAGAGCCCAAUGGCACGUGAUAAUUCAUACAGUUCACCAGGACGUGAGCAUCGCUGGUUCGAAGAUAACAUCAGAAAGAAGGCUAAAAACGUCAUUUUACAAAAAAAAAACAGCAUAGUAUACCCGACAAAAGCGGCGACUUUCGACAAACAGAGUCAGAAUCGAAAGUCUCGCUUUCUCGGUUUCGUUAAGUCCGUCGAUCAAACAAAAACAAUCAUAGUUACGGUGAUCAAUCUUUGUGAGGAGAGCAGCAUAGAUUCGAAUUUAAGAGACAGAAUGGAUCAGCAGGGGCAUGGACAUCAGCAGGUCACUGGUGUUGUCAGUACUGCAGCUCUGCCUUAUAGUGCAAACUCGUAUGAACAAAACCAAAUGACUGGGACACCCGGCCGAGGAUCAGUUCUUGCAUCUGUUGGGAACAUGCAGUCUGCUGGUCAGCCAGCUGGAGCUCAACUUGCACAGCACCAUCUUGCCUAUCAGCAUAUCCACCAGCAGCAACAACAGCAGUUGCAACAACAACUCCAGUCUUUUUGGGCCGGCCAAUACCAAGAAAUUGAGAAAGUUACUGACUUCAAGAACCAUAGCCUUCCCUUGGCAAGAAUCAAGAAGAUCAUGAAGGCUGAUGAGGAUGUUAGAAUGAUUUCAGCCGAGGCACCAAUUGUAUUUGCCAGAGCAUGUGAGAUGUUCAUUUUAGAAUUGACUUUGCGCUCUUGGAAUCACACCGAGGAAAAUAAGAGGAGGACACUCCAAAAGAAUGACAUCGCAGCAGCAAUAACAAGAACUGAUAUCUUUGACUUUUUGGUCGACAUUGUGCCAAGGGAGGAUCCGAGAGAUGAAGCACUUGCUUCAAUGCCAAGAGGAGCAAUGCCCGUUGGAGGGCCUGCUGAUUCACUUCCCUGCUAUUAUAUGCCAGCCCAGCAUUCACCUCAGGCUGGAACUCCCGGGAUGAUGAUGGGCAAGCCUGUGAUGGAUCCUGCUUUGUACGCUCAGCAGCCUUAUCCCUACAUGGCUCAACAAAUGUGGCCACAGGCACCACAGCAACCACAGUCGCCAUCAGAUUCUUAGGAAUUGAAGCGCACAAAUUUCAAAAGAGCGGAAGGAGAGAGCUUCAGUACGGAAUGAUACACCCAAGAUGCCAGCUGAAAGAAAGGAGCCUUUGGUAAAGAAUACGCUCACGUAGCAUAGUUAUCAUUAAUAUGUCUUUCAUUGGUUGUUUGCUCUUCAUAUCCUGUCAGUAAGGGAAAAUGUUGUCUGAAAUAGCUAUAUAGAAAUGCUACCUCAUGGUAAUGAUUUUUCUUAUAUAAAAUGCCAAAAACUGAUUGCAA
This is a messenger RNA of Cornus florida, 1328 nucleotides long. RefSeq names its product nuclear transcription factor Y subunit C-3-like. The coding region runs from base 16 to 1068 and encodes 350 amino acids. Gene Ontology annotation, cellular component: nucleus. Gene Ontology annotation, molecular function: DNA-binding transcription activator activity, RNA polymerase II-specific; DNA binding; protein heterodimerization activity. Gene Ontology annotation, biological process: regulation of DNA-templated transcription. The transcript has 4 exons. The record is from RefSeq and is a predicted model, not a curated record. Lineage: Eukaryota; Viridiplantae; Streptophyta; Magnoliopsida; Cornales; Cornaceae.